CGCGACGGCUUCCGCGAGCGGACAUGUGACCUUUUGUUUUGGUUCCUCUUUUCGGACCUGACAGUUACAGGACUUCUCUUCAGUCUAAUGAGAGAAGAAGCAGAAUGGCCCUCACCCGCUUCGCCUUAUUCAACAUUUUGUUGUUUUGCUCCUGCGCUGCUUCACCGCCGAACUUCGUGCUCCUUUUCGCGGAUGAUUUGGGUUUCGGGGACUUGGGGUGUUACGGACACCCAACUUCACUCACUCCAAACCUGGACCGUCUGGCAGCUGCAGGACUCCGCUUCACAGAUUUCUACUGCACCAGCCCCGUCUGCAGCCCGUCCAGGGCGUCGUUGCUGACAGGACGCUAUCAGACCCGCUCAGGUAUCUACCCAGGAGUAAUAUAUCCAGGCUCAAUAGGUGGUCUUCCCCUGAAUGAGACCACCAUUGCCGAAGUGCUGAAACCUCUGGGCUAUGCUACUGCUGCUGUAGGGAAGUGGCAUCUGGGGGUUGGAUCUAAUGGGAUGUUCCUUCCAACUAAUCAGGGGUUUGACCAGUACCUGGGGAUCCCCUACUCCCAUGACAUGGGCCCGUGUCGUAACCUGACUUGUUUCCCUCCAGAUGUUAAGUGUUUUGGACUAUGUGAUGUUGGUACGGUAACGGUCCCCCUAAUGCACAACGAGGUCAUAAAACAGCAACCAGUCAACUUCCUAGAUCUGGAGAGGGUUUACAGUGACUUUGCAACCAAUUUCAUUACCACAGCAGCCAAGAAGAAACAACCGUUCUUCCUCUACUAUCCCUCCCAUCACACCCACUACCCCCAGUAUGCAGGUCCAGGAGCAGCCGGGCGGACUUUGAGGGGCCCAUUUGGAGAUGCUCUGUAUGAGUUUGACAACACCAUAGGAAACCUCCUGGCAACCUUGGAGAAGACUGGAGUGAUCAACAACACGCUGGUCUUCUUCACGUCUGACAACGGGCCAGAACUGAUGCGCAUGUCCCGUGGAGGAAACUCUGGUCCUCUGAAGUGUGGGAAAGGUACCACAUAUGACGGGGGCAUGAGAGAGCCAGCCAUCGCCUUCUGGCCAGGGACCAUCCAGCCAGGUGUGACUCAUGAGAUGGCCAGCACUCUGGAUAUCCUGCCCACAAUGGCAAGCCUGGCAGGAGCUAAACUACCUCAAGUGAUACUGGAUGGGGUCGAUAUGACAGAAAUUCUUGUCAACCAAGGAAAGAGUAAAAGGGAGACGAUGAUGUUCUACCCCACAGAUCCCAGUGAAAUGUAUGGCCUUUUUGCUCUCAGGCUAGGGAAGUACAAGGCUCACUUCUACACACGAGGUGCUACCCACAGCGGCACUACUCCUGACAAAGACUGCCCAGUAUUUGCAGUCCUCAAGCCCCAUGACCCCCCUCUUAUUUUUGACUUGGAGGCUGACCCGUCUGAGAACUACCCUCUCUUCCUGGGGGGAAGACCAGACCUCCAGGCCCUGCUGGAGAGGAUUAAGAAAGUCAAGGAGCAGUUUGAAGCCACUAUGGUGUUUGGAGAGAGUCAGAUAUCAAAAGGAACAGACCCAGAGCUGGAGCCUUGCUGCAAUCCUCAGUGUAGCCCCAAACCCACCUGCUGCCGGUGUUGAUGGGACAAUGGGGGUGCUGCACUGAUUUUUCCCAAGAUUGCUCAGUGAGAGCACAAAAUGUUGAGCUUGUAGUUAUCUGAUGAUGCAUUGCUACUUGUGGACAGUUUCUUUAACCAAUGUUCAUACUUAAAAGUACUGUAAUAUUGCAAAUAAUCUGUUUCCUCAAUGAGGAACAUGAACAUGAACAUGAUUUUAUGAAGUGUUAAUAAUUACUUUAUUUGCAAUUAAUGUGUAACAAUGUGCUGUAUAUAUUCUUACGCGCUCUCCCUGAAUUCAUGUUUUAUUAUGUAAUUUCCACUUCAAAAAUUCUUUAUAAUCAUAAGAAUUUGAAUCAUUGUAUGGAAUUUUAUGUGAAAAUGUUUUGCACACCAUUUUAAUCACACAAUUGAGAGCCGAUCUGAACAAUAAAGACAACAAUAAAGGUUUUGGA
Molecule: messenger RNA, 2037 nt
Organism: Thunnus maccoyii (southern bluefin tuna)
Lineage: Eukaryota; Metazoa; Chordata; Actinopteri; Scombriformes; Scombridae
Gene: arsa
Product: arylsulfatase A
Exons: 8
Coding region: 105-1607 (500 amino acids)
Molecular function (GO): arylsulfatase activity
Source: RefSeq, a predicted model, not a curated record